Molecule: messenger RNA, 510 nt
Organism: Cadophora gregata
Lineage: Eukaryota; Fungi; Ascomycota; Leotiomycetes; Helotiales; Ploettnerulaceae
Exons: 5
Coding region: 1-510 (169 amino acids)
Cellular component (GO): cytoplasm
Molecular function (GO): calcium ion binding
Source: RefSeq, a predicted model, not a curated record
AUGAUCAUUUAUAAGGAUAUCAUCACCGGUGAUGAGAUCAUCUCCGACUCUUACGACUUGAAGGAGGUCGAUGGUGCCGUGUACGAGGUCGACUGCGCCAUGAUUACCCUUGGCGCUGUCGAAGUUAACACUGGUGCCAACGCAUCUGCUGAGGAGGCCGAGGAGGGUGUUGAGGAUGGUGCCGUACAGGUCAACAAUGUUGUCAACUCUUUCCGUCUCAACUCUACCCAAUUCGACAAGAAGUCAUAUCUCAGCCAUCUCAAGACCUACAUGAAGAAGGUCAAGGAGGCUUUGAAGGCAAAGGAAGCCCCAGAGGAGACCAUCACCGCUUUCGAGAAGGGUGCUCAAGCCUACGCCAAGAAGAUUGUCGCCAACUUCAAGGAUUACGAUUUCUACAUUGGCGAGUCGAUGGAUCCUGACGGAAUGGUCGUUCUCAUGAACUACCGCGAGGAUGGUGUCACUCCUUUCGUCACUGUCUGGAAGCACGGUUUGGUUGAGAUGAAGGUCUAA